CUCCCGCCCGAUAUUACCUCGCUGUCCAUCACCGCAUGGAGAGCAAGCUGUAACCGAAUUCUCCUGCACUUCCGGCCAGCUCGCUCCCGCGGGCCCCGCCGUCAUCAGCCCCCAUGGACCCGCGAGACCAGACAUUCAUAACCAUCCACAACCUCACCCCCGAUGCCAACAUUCUCUUUGCGUCCGAUUCGAUCCUCGACAUUCUGGGGUACCAGCCCGACGAGGUCAGGGGGAAGUCAGCGUUUGACUAUUUCCACCCCGACGAGGUGCCGUUUGCGCGUUCGAUCCACAGCCGAGGCGUCCUGCUAGACAAGGCCGCCGUCCUCCACUACGCCCGCAUUCUUUCCAGAACCGGCCAGUGGGUCAGCUGCGAAUGCUGCUUCACCGUCGUGCACAAUGUCUUGGUGGCGUCGACGAGCAUAUAUUUUAAGGGGGCGAGGAGUGAAAGGAGGGCGAGGGACGCGCCCCAGGUCCGCCGCAUAUUCUCCACCUCGCCGCGGGAUCCUCGAUACCACAUGCUGGAACACCUCUCGCCGAAGUUCGAAAUGCCUCCCAUGGAGCGGGAACCCCGUGCCGCGCUUAUUCUCAACCGGUUCACUCGGAACCUGACCAUCAUGUACGCGACAGAUGCUGUCAUCCAAAUUCUGGGGCUACGGCCGGCUGAGCUCCUGGAGCGGCCCUUCUACGAGUGCAUCCAGCCCAACUGCCUCGAAGAAGCUGAAAGGUGUUUGGAAAGCGCCAAGGCGAACGAGUCGAUUGCCUACUUGCGCUUCUGGUACAAGGACCCGCGAAUUGACUUGAGCGAUGCGGAAAACGAGGAAGAGGAGGAUGAAGCUGACGACCUGGAGGACGAAGCGGAAGAAAGGAGCUGCAGUCCUGACGGAAGCGAACUGGACGUCAAGGAUGUCAAGGUCGGGGAUGAUGGCAUGGACAUUAGCGAAGAGCCGGCUGCACGGGGCGUUGACGGCGGCCGCGGCGGCGGAGGGAGCGAAAGCGGGGGUGCCUCAAGCGCUCUCCGUGCCUCAAUACCGCGCGAGCGUCGUCCGCAGGCGCCCCGGACAUUCGAGCUCGAGGCUGUCGUCUCCUGUACGUCAGACGGGCUGGUCGUGGUGUUGCGCAGAGCGCGGCCCCCUAUACUGGACCCACAACCACCUGUGCUACCUGCGCCCUUCAACUUCGAGAACGGCCUGUUCGCGGCGCCGUGGGGUCUCCAGCCGAUCGAACCUUACUUCCCACCUGAGCUCCUCUACACAUUCCGCCCGCCGUUCCUGCCGCAGUACAUGCCGUUGCGCGAGUGCGUCAAAGCGGCGGGCGGGCCACCUUUCGAUCAGCUGAUGCGGUCGAUACGGGACGUGGCCGUCUUUGCCUGGGCAGUAACCGGCAUCAACGGGACGCUCGCCAGCUACGGCCAGGGCCGACCCAUGCUCGGCGCCCAACCGGUGGAUGGGCUGCCGGUCUGGGAGCCGGACACUCGGCCGACCACAUAUCCGCCUCCCGCAGACCAGACACCAACCCGAGCGGAUGGCGCCAGCGACCUGGCCAAGGACCCGCCCUUCGGCCGCGGCAGCAUCUACCCCGCCGAGUCCCCCAUGCACGCCUACCGCACCCGACACGCGUCCCUCGACGAGGGGAUGUACAACACUACCACCAGCAGCAUCAUCAGCAGCAGUAGCAGCAGUAGCGGCAGCCGGCCAGCGCUGUGGGGCGCGCCGUCAACCCCGGCCAGCGCCACCUUUCCAUACACCCACGCCAGCAGCACCAGCAGCGGCAGCAGCAGCAGCGGGUACGAGCGGGGGCAAUAUCCGCAGCACCGCCGCCCGCCGCUGCGCCCGGCCUUCUCGGUCGACGCGCUGCAGGACCACGCGCGUCACCAGCAGCAGCAGGCCUCCUCCACCACCUCCUCCUCCGCCUCCUCCAACGCGACCUACGUGCCGACCAUGUCGUGGUCUGAGCCGGCGGCCGCGGCGAGGAGGACGUGCGCGCCGAGCUACGGCGGCGGGGCGUCUGCGGGAGGCCCGUCGUCGUCGGCGGCGGCGAGCGUGGGCGAGUUGUCGGGCCGCGGCGCACAGGCGGGGAGGUACUUCUGGUAGUCCGUCCCAGCAGGCUAUGGUCGUGGCAGUGUGAGUUGGGUGUUUGUUUGGUGGGGUGGGUAUUAAUAUUGCGGGCUGGCGGUAGAUGCAGGCGCUGGAUGGGUUUGAAUUGCCCGCCGUGGAAAUCAUGACGUCCGUGUUGUGCUUUUUGACAUUAACGGGACGGCAAGGGGGAGAAGAAGGGCGGGAGGAAUCUGGCUCAGCGGCUAUCUGCGACAAGGU
Messenger RNA from Thermothielavioides terrestris NRRL 8126, 2312 nucleotides. RefSeq lists its product as uncharacterized. Bases 114 to 2090 code for a protein of 658 amino acids. The record is from RefSeq and is a predicted model, not a curated record. The transcript is spliced from 4 exons. Lineage: Eukaryota; Fungi; Ascomycota; Sordariomycetes; Sordariales; Chaetomiaceae. Gene Ontology annotation, molecular function: RNA polymerase II transcription regulatory region sequence-specific DNA binding; protein binding; DNA-binding transcription factor activity, RNA polymerase II-specific.